GUCCAGUGAGGAGGGAAAGGUACUCCAUGAAGCUCUAAAGAAGCGCAAAACACUCAUGGCCAUGGAAAGAAGCAAGGAGAUGCAUCAACAGAAGAAUAGAAAUGCAGUGUUCUUUUUUCUCUUUGCUUUAUUCUGGUUUUGUUUUUAUAAUUACUGUACUCUGGCUAACACCUUUAUAAUAGUGUUAACAUGUAUGUUUUGGAUGUGCAGUUAUCACACUUCUCCAUCAUUAGAGUACAUUAUACUCAGGGAGAGGAUUUUGAAAGUGUUUCCUGAGGUGAAAGUGAAACUUGGCAAGCGCAUAGCACAGCUUGGAGAGCUUGCAGACAGGGCUGACCAGGUUCACAAGGCCUGCACUAUUGCCAAUAUGGGAGCCAACACCGCUGGGAUAGCAUCUGGCAUCAUGUCCCUGGCAGGUCUUUGUCUGGCCCCUGUGACAGGAGGCCUGAGCGUGGGGCUGUCAGCAGUGGCACUGGGGCUGAACAUUGCAGCCACUGCCACCUCUGUGACCACCAGCAUUGUGGAGCAGACAAACAUGGCAUCAAUAGAAGCAAAGGCCCGUGGCAUGAAGACAAUGGGAAUCUGUCCAGAAGAAGUAGCCAUGGGGGUUUUAUAUGAUAAUAAGUUCAGAUUUUCUUCUUUAUUUAACAGUUUCUUAAGGUACAAACAGGUCCAUGGGCAUAUUCAUGCCACCAAUUUGGUCAAAGACACUGCGUAUCUGGCAGCCAAAAGCUCACCCCAAUCAGGCAAUUUGGUACAAAGAGCAUUUGGGAGCACUGCUAAGACCAUGAGCAAGAGAGUUCUGGUCAUGGGUGGCAUCACAACUGGUCUCUGUCUCCUGAAGGAUGCUCACAGUCUUGUGCAGGAAAGAAAGCACCUGAAGGAAGGGGCAAAGACAGAGCUAGCAGAGAGGUUAAGGCUGUGGGCUCAAGAGCUGGAUGGCAUAUUAGAGGAGGUCAACCAGAUAUAUGGGAAUCUCUUAUAUGUCCUAACACCUCCCAAAUAGCACAGAGAGCAGAGUCCUGUGUGGGGAAAAUGGGUCACUUUACCUUAUAACAGGGGGAUUUAGGUUAAAUAAUGGUUUGGGAACUGAUGAUUGAAGAAUUGCAUUUCUGUGGCAAAAUAAAUCAGGGAGAGUGGGUGGGAGAGAGAGAGGCUAAUGCAGAGUCUAUUGUGUCAAAAACAAGGGAGGAACAUGGUGUUUAGAAUAAGGGUAAAUAAUUAGAGAAUAAGGAAAAUGAGUAAGACCAAAAGCUGGAGAGACCAAAAGUCCCACUGGUAGGGUGCUUGCCUUACAUGCAGCUGACUAGGAGUCAGUCCUCAGCACCCCAUACGGUCCCUCAAGCACCCCCAGGAGUAAUUCCUGAGUGUAGAUGUGGGAGUAACUCUUCAGCAUUGUCAAGUGUAACUCAAAAAGAAAAAUAAAAACUA
This is a messenger RNA of Suncus etruscus (white-toothed pygmy shrew), 1431 nucleotides long. RefSeq names its product apolipoprotein L3-like. The record is from RefSeq and is a predicted model, not a curated record. Gene Ontology annotation, biological process: lipoprotein metabolic process; lipid transport. Gene Ontology annotation, cellular component: membrane; extracellular region. The transcript has 2 exons. The coding region runs from base 56 to 1006 and encodes 316 amino acids. NCBI's taxonomy places the organism in Eukaryota, Metazoa, Chordata, Mammalia, Eulipotyphla, Soricidae. Gene Ontology annotation, molecular function: lipid binding.